GAGAGAGAGAGAGAGAGAGAGAGUCGGCUCUCAAUCAACCGGCUGCCUUCUGAUUUGAUCUUAUUCAUUUGGGAAUAUCGAUCCAUGUGCUUUCGUCGCGAGGGAAAACUUUUCAGCAGCAUCUCUCUCUCGCCUUUUUUUUUAUUUUUGCCGGAUAAAAUACAUUUAUGGUAAUAACGCGGCUGACAUCUCAUUCAUACGUGGUGACAAGUCUCGUGGCUUCCGAUGUGCGACAGAGUUCAGGCACGCGGUGUCCCUUCAAGAGAGACAGACAGACAGAGACAGACAGACAGAGAGAGAGAGAGAGAGACAGAGAGAGAGAGACAGAGAGAGAGAGAGACAGAGAGAGAGAGAGAGAGUAGAAGCUGAACAGGACGAGCUGCGGGAGGAAUACAAAUGAUACUGUAAGAAUUCUGGAGCCUUAAACCUGAAGAUUUAGUGUUGUUUUUGUCGGGCUGCUGUCCACUUGGAGCUCCGGAGAGGAUUCGAAGGAAAUCGAGUGAAGUGUUUGAAGUGAUCUGCGACUACAGGCGGAGGUGAUGACAGUCAAGCUGGACUUUGAGGAGUGUUUGAAAGACUCUCCGCGCUUCAGAGCUGACAUCGAAGUGGUCCAAAGCGAUGUGAGUGAACUCGAGACACGUUUAGAAAAGCUUGUGAAACAAUGCCAUGCCAUGCUGGAGGCCGGCAGAGUCUACUGCCAGACCAGCAAGAGCUUCAUCAAUGGCCUCCGGGAUCUGGGACACCACUGCUCCGGGGACCAGACGAUGGAGGAGUGUUUGGACAAAUUUUCCAAAAAGCUGUCCAUCAUCUUGGAUGCUCAGGGGGAAGUGAUUGAGACCACACAGAAGUCGGUGAAGACGAAGCUGCAGAACUUUGUCAAAGAGGAUGUGCGACGUUUCAAGGAUGUGCGCAAGGAGUUUGAGCGCAGCAGCGAAUGCCUGGAGGGGGCGCUGGUGAGGAACGCUCAGGCGCCACGGGGGAAACAGCACGAAGUGGAGGAGGCGAGCAAUGCUCUGCUCAACGCACGCAGGACCUUCCGGUCUGAGGCCAUGGAUUAUGUCCUGGAGAUCAACGUCAUUGAGGCGAAGAAGAAGACAGACAUUCUGAUGGCAAUGUUGUCACUGAUGGAGGCCCAGGCUCAGCUCUUCCAACAUGGCCACCAGUCUCUCUCAGAACUGGACGAGUAUCGACGAAAAUUGAAUGAAGAGCACACUCAGUUUGUCCUAAACUCCGCCCGGGAGAAGAGGGACAUGGAGCAAAGACACGCUGCAAUCAAGACAAAGGACGUGUCCUAUGAUGACUCGAUCAUGGAUUUCAACGCUGACGCAGCUAAUGGGAUCGUCAUGGAGGGCUACCUCUACAAGAGAGCCAGCAACACCUUCAAGACUUGGAGCAGGCGUUGGUUUUCAAUUCAGAAAAAUCAGCUGGUGUACCAGAAGAAAUUCAAGGACCAGCCUACAGUUGUGGUGGAGGACUUGCGUCUCUGCACAGUGAAGCCCAGCACCGAAAACGAGAGGCGGUUCUGCUUUGAAGUGGUCUCCCCAUCAAAGUGUUGUUUGUUGCAGGCAGACUCUGAAAGGCAGCAGCUGGGGUGGAUCAGUGCCGUCCAAAACAGCAUCGCCUCAGCCUUUCAGGAGCACAGAGAGGACCCACACAGCCCAAGACAGCGCUGCAGCUCGGUGACGGCGAAUAGUUUGGGAGGAGGAGGGGGAGGAGCGGAUCAGGAGAACAAGGGCUGCAAGGCCUUGGAGGAGGUCCAGGCCAUCCCGGGGAACAAGCAGUGCAGCGACUGUGGGGAGCCUGGUCCCGAUUGGGCCUCCAUCAACCUGGGCAUCACGCUUUGUAUCGUCUGCUCAGGAAUACACAGGAGCCUGGGAGUCCAUUUUUCCAAAGUGCGCUCCCUCACUCUGGACUCCUGGGAGCCAGAGCUCAUUAAGUUGAUGUGUGAAUUAGGAAACACAGUAAUCAACAGGAUCUACGAGGCCCGGAUUGACGAGAUCACCAUCAAGAAGCCCCACCCCUCCAGUCCCAGGAGUGACAAGGAGUCGUGGAUCCGAUCAAAGUACGUUGAGAAGAAGUUCAUCCAGAAGCUGCCCGAGACCGGCAGGAACCCCCUGCAGAGGCGAUCCAGCGGCAGGAGGAACCGAGCGGACACGCAGGACCGGGCCGUGCAGCGGCCGCCGCUCAAACCCAAACCGAACCGAGCCACUCUGCCUCGGCUCACAGGGCUGAGCCCCAGUGACCUUGUCCAAAAGAACAAUACACACAAAGAAGUGGACGAGGAAGUGGAGGAUCUGAGCGGGCUUCACCCCGGGGCGUUGUUGUACCGCUCGGCAGCCCUGCAGAACUUCCCCGUCAUGGCCGACGCUUUGGCCCACGGAGCCAGCGUCAACUGGGUCAACGUGGCCGAGGAGUCCAGCACGCCGCUGAUACAGGCAGUCUCAGCGAAUGCGCUGGCAGCCUGCGAGUUCCUGCUGCAGAACGGUGCCAACGUCAACCAGGCAGACAGCACUGGGAGAGGACCGCUUCACCACGCCACCAUCCUGGGUCACACCGGGUUGGUCUGUCUCUUCUUGAAGCGAGGAGCAGACUACAACGCCAAAGACAAGAACCAGAAAGACCCCAUAACCAUUGCCGUGGACACCGCCAACGCUGACAUCGUCACUUUGCUGCGGAUCGCCAAAAUGAACAAGGAGAUGCGGGAGAUGGACGGAGCGUUUGGCCAAUCAGGUCAAUCGGGGGGGCAGGGGUCUGGGGGUUUGUUAGGCGGGACAGGAGGAGGGCGGGCCCACACCAGGAAGAGCCUGCAGGCUCUAAAGAACCACAUAAGUGGCUGGGCUCUGGGGGGGCAAAAUGAUUAGUGGGGAGAGAAACCGGCCCCAGGACAAGAGACUGGAAUGAGCCUGUUUUUGCUCGUGAGCUAAAAGGAAAAACAUGUUUAUUAAGCAUUAUAAAUCAUGUGGCGUUUAUAUCUGCAGCAUCUGCAGAUAAAUGAUCCUGGCCUUCCACCCUUAUCAUUCAAGGAAACCCGCAUCAUGACAUAAAACUAAAAAAAGGAACAUUGCCUUCAUUGAGAAAAGCAUCAAAUGAAAUUCUUGUGAACCAAGUGAAAGCCAGAACACAGGGUACGACAUGCAGUGUAAAGGCAGAGACUCUCUGAGAACGGAUUCAUUUACCUCAGUGAAGACGGGGAAAUGUCAUGUGAAACAAAAGUGCACUUUGAAUUACAAACGCACGUCCUCCUGCACUUUGAAACCCACACAAUCUCUGAAUACAGAGUGCUGCAUGUGGGUGUUUCUAACAGAGGUUUAUAUGUAUAUAUAAUAGACUUAUAUGAGGCCUAUAUUUUAUAUUGUAUAUUUGGGAUAUUUUUAUAUAUAUAGUUUGUACAGUGUUCUGGCUUCAUCAGAUCCUUUUUAUUGUGUUUGUGUACUGGUCGGUUUCUUUCAGUCCAGUCAUGUAAGCUAAAUUCAAUGUCGGGUUUGGUCCUCAAGGACAUUUUUUUUUUUAUUUUUUUUAUCCCGCUAUUCUGUGAAUAGCGACACAGUUUGAACCUCUUGUUAUACAUCACGUGUUUGUAUUUAUCAGACUUUCCAGAGCUCAGUGCUGCGGCUCUUGAGCUUAAGGUUAACAGUUGGGUUUUGUUUGCAUUUUGUCAUUUGGCUCCUUUCUCAUGCUGCAAAGUCCAUUCUUUCAUGAUUGUCCUUUUCGUGGCUAUCAAAGGCUUUUAUUUAAAUUAUUUUUUUUUUUUAAAGUUCUUGUGUCAGCUGUUUCACUCAUGAAGGAAUGGAAACGUGAUGCUUUUUCGUCUGCUUGAAACAGCUGCUGGUCAGUAUUUGACGUGCUUCAUCACUGUGUGUCUUUGUUGUGUGCACUCAUGUGCCUUUUUGCCCUCUGCCCGCUGAGAUGUCCAGCUGGUCUCAACUGCUUGUGCAGUGUGCACACCUACUGCGAACUACGAGGUAAAGUGCAUGUGCAUGCCCCGAUGUGUGUGUGUGUGUGUGUGUGUUUUAUUUGUUCAACUGCAUGCCUCUCGCUUUUUAGGGCUACAACU
Anarrhichthys ocellatus (wolf-eel) is the source of this 4054-nucleotide messenger RNA. RefSeq names its product ArfGAP with coiled-coil, ankyrin repeat and PH domains 1 (gene acap1). The record is from RefSeq and is a predicted model, not a curated record. The transcript has 22 exons. Gene Ontology annotation, molecular function: GTPase activator activity; protein binding. Lineage: Eukaryota; Metazoa; Chordata; Actinopteri; Perciformes; Anarhichadidae. Bases 540 to 2861 code for a protein of 773 amino acids. Gene Ontology annotation, cellular component: cytoplasm.